ACAGUGAGCGCUCUUCUUCCCCGAGACGAAGAUCUUUUAUUGUUCUUGGAAGAAGAGAAGGAGAAGAAGGUGAAAUGGCUAUGCAGAUCUCGAUCUCGUCUCCUUCCUCAAUGAGUUCGUCCCAGAUCGUCUCGUCUGGCGCGCGAAUGUUCUGCCGGGAUCGUCUCCGGGGAUGGAGGAGCGGGGAGUUCGGAUUCGCUGGGCUUUCGAGGAAGUGCGGUAGCGAUCGAGGGAGGGGGGCCGCGGUGUCGGCCAGCCUCGAGGUCGCCGGAGCUGUGGCGGUGGUCGGAAAGGUGACGGAGGUGGACAAGGACACGUUCUGGCCGAUCGUCAGUGCUGCGGAGGGGAAGGUCGUCGUUCUGGACAUGUACACGCGAUGGUGUGGUCCAUGCAGGGUGAUAGCUCCUAAAUUCCAGGAUUUAUCAGAGAAGUAUCUUGAUGUUCUUUUCCUGAAGCUUGACUGCAACCAAGAAAAUAAGUCUUUGGCCAAAGAAUUGGGUAUAAGGGUAGUUCCCACCUUCAAGAUCCUGAAGGGCGGCAAGGUUGCGAAAGAGGUCACAGGGGCAAAGUUUGACGACCUUGUUGCCGCAAUUGACGCAGUUAGAAACAGUUAAGAAGAUGCGGCAGGACCCAGUUAUCAUUAUAGGGUUUAAACGAGAGUCAUGCUGGACCCAAUUUCUAGAUAAUUUGGGUUUAGUUCUCUAGUCCUCUAAUCUGCGCCCACAUUUCUCCCACUUUCAGCAGAAAUGUAUUCUUCUGUAUCAGGUGUCCUGGAAGGCAACACGCCAGUCCUGGUCAUGGGUUGAUGUAUAUUACAGUUAAUUGUGAUAUUCAUGCUUUUAAGGAUUAAUAUAGAAUAGCUGUACAUUUGUGGCUUUU
Molecule: messenger RNA, 879 nt
Organism: Nymphaea colorata (pocket water lily)
Lineage: Eukaryota; Viridiplantae; Streptophyta; Magnoliopsida; Nymphaeales; Nymphaeaceae
Product: thioredoxin F-type, chloroplastic-like
Exons: 3
Coding region: 75-614 (179 amino acids)
Source: RefSeq, a predicted model, not a curated record